AUGAUUGGAAUAGAGAGAAUAGUCAAUGGCAGCGUACUUGGUAUGAUGCCAUUACGGAGAGAUGAUGCUGUACAAAGGCAAAAGCUUCAAGACCGCUUUCUAUGGAGCGAGCCACCCCCCAGCUAUUUAUCUCAACUACCUGAGCUACGGCAAUUCAUGAACCAAAUGACUGUUCAACAUCCAGGCAGCCAGCAACUCCAAAAGGAAUUAAAGGCUGCCAAAAUCAAAGGCCCAAAGGGUCCCGAUGGUCCCAUAAAUGAUGAUUAUAUGAUCCGCCUGUUGCAAAACGUUGGCAAGGAUGUAACCGAUCUGCUUGUGAAAACUUAUGUGAGGUACUUCGAGACAACUUACCGAGUUUUGCAUCCACCAUCCUUCUGGAAGGAAUACUCCCUCCUUUGGCACCCUUCAAGCAACGCUAAUCCUAGCUUCAUUUGCCUUGUAUUACUCAUGAUGGCGGCCACGAACCAUGUGCGGACGGAAGACACGUCGUUGUAUAAGGGACCCUCCUCACUUGCCCGUGAAGAAGCCUGCAUGUGGAUCGAGAAAUGCAAUGCGUGGUUGGCCACUCAGAGUCAGAAACAUAUGACUCUCGUAUACAUGCAAGCACAGUGCGUCCUUACUAUUGCCAAGAGGAUUAAUCAGUACAAGAACAAAAGAACAUGGACUUCCACAGGGAAACUCCUUCACUUUGCUAUUUCAAUUGGGCUCCAUCGAGACAUUGAGAUCCUUCAUCGUCAGCGUGGGAAUUCUUGCAAAAAGCGGACGUCCUUGUUUGACCAGGAAAUGCGACGAAGAUUAUGGUGGACAAUAGCUGAACUCGAGUUGCAAAGCGCCAUUGAAAGGGGCAUGCCUCCAUCUCUUCCAGAUCUAGUAGUUGAUUGUGGCUCACCCCUGAAUUGCAACGAUGAUGACCUGGACCCCGAGAUGACCCAGUGGCCCAGUUCACAUCCAGUAUCUCAUUUCACAUCAUCCGCAUGUCUACAUUAUUUGAGCACCACAUUCAAAUUGCGGCAAGAUCUUGUGGCUUUCAGUAACGGGGGCCGUCGGCAUCAAGGCCAAUUGCAAAGGAUGGUAGACAAGGUUCUUGACCAGAUUCCUGAAUGGGACAGUCAUGGCGCAGAAAUCGCAAAUUCACUAGCUGCCCUUCGAAUGGAACAAGCGACAAUUCUUCUGCACCGCCAAAUCGUAGUCUGCGAAGACGCCUCUCGCUCUAGUUUUGCGGUGCUUUUGGAGGCAGCUGUUCAUACCAUUGAUAUCCAUCAUAGGCUUCUAACUUCGCGACUCAAUGUUUGGAGCCUGUUUGACCUUGACAUACUGAACGCAGCUUUGAGUAUAGCAUACGCAUACACAAAGACGGGACUCAGAAAUGCCCGUAAAUCCAUGUUUGGCAGUUCGAUCUUAGAUGUCAACGACGCUGUUGCUUGCCUGGAACGCGGACUCGCUGUGCUCGAGCAGAUUGUGAUGCAUCUCGGAAUUGGCUUCCAGGCAUAUUAUGCCGUCUGUGCAGUCCAAGGGCUCCUUAAAAAGCACAAUUCUACUUCUGAGCAAAGUGAAGAGUAUCAUGCUUCGGAAAAGAUCGCCCAUAUCAUGAGACGGGUGCUGUCUCGAGAAGACAAAUACUCAGUUGCAGCAACAUUGGCGAGCCUUCCAAAUACGUCUUUCUUAACAGCUUCCAACGGUAAUGGGAUCGUAAAUGGUGAAUUACCACCUUUAAUUCCUCAAGAUGACAAUUCGCAAACAUUUACACAUGUCACACUUUUGACCGAAGAUGAGUCUUCCUACCAGGCACACUACGGUGAGAUUGCCACUUCUUCGGCCGAGAGUUCGGAGUUCGGCGUUCAGCAUCCUGCAGACGCGUCAGCCAAAGCGCUAACUACUGUUCGCAAACUUCGAGAAGGCAGAUCCACCACCAUGAAUCAAGGCAAAUCUCUGUCCGAGCUCAGCUCCACCAACCCUCGCUGGGCCGCCGUCGACGAUUACACCUUCUCGCACCUACAUCCUGCUACCCGCCAGAACCAUGCCGGCCUCACUAAUGCAGUCGAGACUUCCAAUGCCCACGGCCUACCGGACAUCGCAUCAUCCACUGGCCAAGCGAAAUUCCUCGCCCUCCAAUGUCAGAUGCUUGGCGCAAAGAACGCCCUCGAAGUAGGCACCUUGGGCGGCUACACAGCGAUUUGGCUAGCGACACAGAAUCCCUCCAUGAAGGUGACGACUCUAGAAUUCAACGACAAACACGCCGACGUUGCGCGGGAAAAUUUCGCGAAAGCCAGCGUCAGCGACAGGGUAGAGUGUAUCACUGGUCCAGCUCUAGACACGAUCCCGAAAUUGUAUGAUCAAAUUGAGAAAGGGAACAGGGAUGUGUACGAUUUUGUGUUCAUCGAUGCGGACAAGGGUAAUAAUUGGACUUAUUUCGACUGGGCGGUCAAGAUGGGGAGGCCAGGGACGUGUAUUGUAGUUGGUAAUGUUGUUGCGAGGGGUUAUCUAGCGGACUUUGAGACGCCGGAGGCACAAACGCAUCAUAUGGUGUUAGGUGGGAGAAAUGUUGUGGAGAAAGUAGGGAAAGAUGAGAGGGUCGAUUCGGUGGUCAUGCAGAUUGUGGGAGGGAAGGGUUAUGAUGGGUUUUUGAUGGCGGUUGUGAAGUGA
Bacidia gigantensis is the source of this 2643-nucleotide messenger RNA. RefSeq lists its product as uncharacterized. The coding region runs from base 1 to 2643 and encodes 880 amino acids. Gene Ontology annotation, molecular function: O-methyltransferase activity; RNA polymerase II cis-regulatory region sequence-specific DNA binding; DNA-binding transcription activator activity, RNA polymerase II-specific. NCBI's taxonomy places the organism in Eukaryota, Fungi, Ascomycota, Lecanoromycetes, Lecanorales, Ramalinaceae. Gene Ontology annotation, cellular component: nucleus. The transcript has 7 exons. Gene Ontology annotation, biological process: regulation of transcription by RNA polymerase II; DNA-templated transcription. The record is from RefSeq and is a predicted model, not a curated record.